AUGGUGGCAGAAGCAGAGGUUAUGUUUCGACAGAGUUUGCCGGUGGUUCUCGAUGUCCAAUUGUUCGGAGCACCAACCGGCGUUACAGAUUUCGAUGGCGUGAAAUCGCCAGUUCCUUCCCCGAAUCUGGGUUUACGUCGCCCGGCGGCCUCCGUCUCCGCCGACUUAUCGACUUCUCUUUCGGGUUUAAAAUCAUCUGAUUCGUUUCCGGAGGAGGAUGCUGAAGAUUGUGGUUCUAGUGACUCGUUUUAUGUUCCGGCUAUCCGAUCGGGGAGCUACGCUGAUAUUGGACCAAGGAGAUUCAUGGAAGACGAGCACAUUUGCAUAGACGAUCUCUCUUCUCGAGUGAGGUCUCUUUAUGAGUUGCCAAAGCCUAGUGCUUUCUAUGCGGUUUUUGAUGGGCAUGGAGGACCAGAAGCAGCAGCUUAUGUAAGAAAAAACGCCAUUAGGCUAUUCUUCGACAAGUUUCCACAGACAUCAGAAGUGAACAGUGUUUAUGUAGAGGAAGUCAAGAGUUCCUUGAGGAACACGUUUCUUCAGGCUGAUCUUGCUUUAGCUGAGGACUGCACCAUCGGCUCUUCUACUGGUACCACUGCUCUUGCUGCCCUUAUUUUUGGAAGACAUUUGAUGGUGGCAAAUGCGGGAGAUUGCAGAGCCGUUCUGUGUAGGAACGGUGAAGCAAUAGACAUGUCUCAAGACCACAGACCGAUCUACUUACCGGAGAGAAGAAGAGUGGAAGCAUGCGGAGGUUUCAUAGACGAUGGUUAUCUAAACGGCGUUUUAUCAGUCACACGAGCUCUCGGUGAUUGGGACAUGAAACUACCACGGGGGUCACAAUCACCACUCAUCGCAGAGCCAGAGAUCAAACAGAUUGACUUGACUGAGGAAGACGAGUUUCUGAUCAUCGGAUGCGAUGGAAUUUGGGAUGUCUUGACGAGUCAAGAAGCCGUUAGUAUUGUCCGACGUGGACUUCGCCGCCACGAUGAUCCGAUGAGAUGUGCUAGAGAGCUUGCGAUGGAGGCUUUAAGGCUUAACACGUUUGAUAACCUGACGGUUGUUGUCGUUAGUUUCUCGUCCGUUGGUGACACGGCGGCUGCGGCUCCGGUGGAGAAGCAACGGUGUUGUAGUUUGACGGCGGAGGCUUUUCUUAGCUUGAGGAGCUUAUUGGAAGGCUGA
Messenger RNA from Microthlaspi erraticum, 1176 nucleotides. The record is from the annotation of a GenBank genome assembly. Lineage: Eukaryota; Viridiplantae; Streptophyta; Magnoliopsida; Brassicales; Brassicaceae.